Messenger RNA from Cryptococcus deneoformans JEC21, 1158 nucleotides. RefSeq lists its product as hypothetical. The record is from RefSeq and is a predicted model, not a curated record. NCBI's taxonomy places the organism in Eukaryota, Fungi, Basidiomycota, Tremellomycetes, Tremellales, Cryptococcaceae. The transcript is spliced from 5 exons. Bases 66 to 1088 code for a protein of 340 amino acids. Gene Ontology annotation, molecular function: histone methyltransferase activity; protein binding; zinc ion binding. Gene Ontology annotation, cellular component: nucleus.
AUGUGGAGGCCGUCCAUCUCCCGUGUUCUAUUUCGACCAUCGUUCAGAAAAAACCUGCGACUACUAUGCUGCCCAUACAAAAAGACGUCUCGAUGGGCGCAGAGCCAUUGCCCAUCCCCAUCUCCCAUCUCUCCACCCCAAUCCGCCAUUUUACAUACAUAACAGACUCGGAGCUCGGUCACGGCGCUCCCUUAUCCAUCACACACCCCUUGCUCCCUGACUGCGAUCAUCUCAAACAACCCCCUUCGUCUCCUAUUUCUUCUACAGGGAGCGGCAGUAGUUCAGACGCAGAAGAUGUAUGGACAUGCACUUGCACGUCAUAUUAUGAAUCAGAAAAACAAACGUACUUAUGCAGUGCCGAAUGCGGCGAUUUGUGUGACUGCGUCGCCCAAUUUGGCAACUUUUACUCCUCCACCAAUCCCCAGACACUAAAGCUUGAUGCCCUGCCAGACAACUGGCCAUUGGUUGAAUGCUCCCCGUCGUGUUUAUGCGGAUUGUCAUGUUCUAAUCGCGUCACACAACAGGGUGUGCGGACCCCGUUAACUAUCCGUCCGACACCUCCGAAGGGAUACGGCCUCUUUUACACACCUUCAACUCCACAGUUCCUCCCUAGAGGAGCAUUUAUAUCGCUUUAUGCGGGGGAGUAUAUUCUUCCGUCUGAAAUCCGUUCUCGCUGGUCACCACGCUCCACAACAGAUCUUGCUUCUGAUAAAGAGGGAUACGGAGAAGAAGGACAAGGGAACUACGUUCUCUCCCUGCGACUACCUGAUCAGACAAUACAUAUCGACCCGAGAUGGAAAGGAAAUGUUGGCAGAUUCUUGAACCAUUCUUGUGGAGCGAAUUGCGUGGUACACUAUGUCAAAUGGGGCAGAGGGCGAGGGUGGCCUAGAGCUGCCAUUUUUACGAAUAGAGAUAUUCAUCCCGAAGAGGAACUGACAUUCGACUACGCCAACGCUUCCGGGGAGCCACAACGGGCCAUACAGUUGAUACAAGAGUCAAAAACAAAAGAAGAUACCAAAGGCAGGACGAGAUGUCUUUGUGGUGCUGAGCAAUGUAGAGGUUGGAUACCAUUUGACGAAACUUUAUGACUUAACGCAAUUUGUUGUACUUCUUCUGCCGGGGUUGGCUGGCGAUGCAUCGCUCAAGGCUUGCUCAACG